AUGUUUUCUGACGAGGAAAUAAAAGAAAGCGGCCUGACGAGACCCGGUGAUGAGCUUAUAAGUAUACACGAGGUAUGCUUGGUUGACAAGUAUGAUAAGAAGGAUUUUGGGUUUAACAGCGAACCGCUCUUAUUUAAUUCCGGUCGCAGUAACCUGGACCACCUACGUUUCUUCCGGGAUGGUUUCCUCGAAGGUCUGGAGCAUCAGCAGGCGAAGUUCGCGUGGACGGAGGAAGACGGGAAUAUCGCUUCGCUGGUCUCCGCCCCUGGUUUCGGUACUGGCUCCACCUUUGGGAAGGAACUUGAAGCCGAUCUUAGCAACGAUUUGAAGGAAGCCGAUACCUCGAGUCCAUCUAUAGAAAAGAAAAAUAAUGGACUCAUAUUUACACCUAAGCCUUACGUCGAACCUAGCACGGUGUCAUCCACAUCAGGAACAAGCAAUGCAGAUGCGGAACGACCGAAGGGCAAGAAUGCCUGCAAAAUUGACAAAAAAGAUCCGCGGUCGAGGCUGCACUUUGUGAAAUAUAUCAAGAGACAUGGACGCACUAUCAAACUAUGGGAAUGCGGGAUCUGCAGCCGUGAGUUCCAACACCAAUACACGCUGAUGCGCCACCUGCCGACGCACACGGACGAGCGCAACUACCACUGCGACGAGUGCUCCAAGAGCUUCAGGCAGCUGUCGACCCUCAGCCAGCACCGGGCGAUACACUCUGCCGAGCGGCCGUACGCUUGCGAGGUGUGCAACAAAACGUUCAACCGCGUAUCGACCCUGAUCUCCCACCGCAAGACCCAUUCCGACGAGAAGCCCUACAAGUGCCACAUGUGUCCUAAAGGCUUCCAUCAGAAAGGAAACCUCCGCAAUCACUUGUUCACGCACACCAACGAGCGUCCUUACCGCUGCAACAUCUGCCACAAGGGCUUCAACCAGCAGUCCAAUCUGGUUUGUCAUAAGAAUAAGGCACAUCCUGAUGAAAAUGGGGAGACUAUCAGCAUUGAUAAAAUCUGGUGUCAGAAUUAUCGACAAAAACCGGCCAAGACGAAACCACCCAAGUCGAGAUCUCCACCAGAACACUGCGAAGUAUCAUCAUCAGUCGGGCCGUACAUACCACCGGAGUCACUCAAGCCUUGGGACCAAAGUGACAGCGCGUGGGGCAACGGUGUGAUAGUCGACCCGAUAAAGACGUAUCACAUGGGCGUUGCCAUGGCAACCAGGCAGACGCCGUUCGCGCUGCUGCAAUCGGAUAGCGGGCUGCCGGUGCUGGUGAAGGUUGUGGAUACGAAACUGCCAGGGGGAAAACAGAUGCUGGUACCUGCGACGGCGGAAGACCUACGCGUUGGCGGUAAAAUUGUGCUGAAGGAAGACGAAUUUGAUUCGAAGACGCUGCCGGCGUCUGGCGGCGUGCAGAUCCGCGUGCCCGUGGUGGCGACGGUGGUGCCGCGCAUCCGGCCCGGCGGCGGCCUGCACCUCGCCGUGCGCGAGCCGCACACCGCCUACCGCGCCGCCGCCGCGCCCGCCUGUCGAAAUAACGGCGAACCCUGCAUGAGCCAGCAGCCACAUACCUCGUCGUGCCAUAAAAUGUUGGAUAAUCUGAAUGCCAAAGACACUAAUAAUAAUGAAUCUGAGAGAUCAGGUCCCAUUAUCACGUCUUCCUGCUCCUUGCUGCCGCCGGCGCCGUCGCCGCCCUUGGAUUUCAUUCCUCUGGACUUGUUUGAACCGAUGGAGUGUAUGCCUAUGGGCCCUCAAAUAACUGCUGUGGAUAUUGACCAAUCUCCGCCGUCAGAUGACUCGGAUAUAUUCAUCACUAAAUUUGAGGAAAGCAUUCCACUCUCCGAUUCUGAUUAAACGAAUGUGUUUACUAAGAUGACUGCAUGUAGAAAUAUAUUGUUUUAUUAAUUCUAAGAAACAACAACACAAGUGUU
Messenger RNA from Zerene cesonia (dogface butterfly), 1919 nucleotides. Its product is annotated as zinc finger protein 628-like. Bases 1 to 1842 code for a protein of 613 amino acids. NCBI's taxonomy places the organism in Eukaryota, Metazoa, Arthropoda, Insecta, Lepidoptera, Pieridae. The transcript has 16 exons. Gene Ontology annotation, cellular component: nucleus. Gene Ontology annotation, molecular function: RNA polymerase II cis-regulatory region sequence-specific DNA binding; DNA-binding transcription activator activity, RNA polymerase II-specific. Gene Ontology annotation, biological process: regulation of transcription by RNA polymerase II. The record is from RefSeq and is a predicted model, not a curated record.